Tilletiopsis washingtonensis is the source of this 1093-nucleotide messenger RNA. Its product is annotated as Isy1-domain-containing protein. Gene Ontology annotation, biological process: mRNA 3'-splice site recognition; generation of catalytic spliceosome for second transesterification step. Gene Ontology annotation, cellular component: post-spliceosomal complex; post-mRNA release spliceosomal complex; Prp19 complex. NCBI's taxonomy places the organism in Eukaryota, Fungi, Basidiomycota, Exobasidiomycetes, Entylomatales. The record is from RefSeq and is a predicted model, not a curated record. Bases 53 to 1093 code for a protein of 346 amino acids. The transcript has 4 exons.
CGCCGCCUUCUCCUCCACCACACCCUCUCCACCCCACGCACACUUCGCAGCCAUGGCACGCAACAAGGAAAAGGCGCAGAGCAUGCUCUACCGCUUCCGCGAGGCACAGGCCGCCGAGCUCGGCAUCAACACGGGCCGCAAGAGCGGCGAACUGCGCCCGCGCCUCGCCAGCGCGUGCAAGAGCCUCAAGGAGUGCGAAAAGUGGCGCAGCGACGUGCUGCGCGACAUCAGCCGCAAGGUCAGCAAGAUCCAGGACUUCGGCCUGACCGACUACGAGGUGCGCGACCUCAACGACGAGAUCAACAAGUGCAUCCGCGAAAAGGGCCACUGGGAGCGCCAGAUUGUGGCCCUCGGCGGCGCAAACUACCGCCGCGGCAUGGGGCGCAUGCUCGACGACAGCGGCAAGGAGGUGCCCGGCACGCGCGGGUACAAGUACUUCGGCCGCGCCAAGGACCUUCCCGGCGUCAAGGAGCUGCUGAACUGGACAGACGAGCAAGAGGCCGAGCUCGAGACGUACCGCUCGCAGAAGUACAAGCGCUUCGCGCAGCAGCCGCCAGCGUAUUUCGGCGACGCAGACGAGGACGACGGCGAGCUGCUGGCGUUCGAGACGGGCGCGGAGGAGGAGGCAUGGCGCGAUGGCUGGAGCGGCUUGCUGGAGGAGCUGGGCGAGGAGCUCGAGGGCGGCCUCGAGGCGGUGCCUGCGAUUCCGCGGCCAACGCCGACCAGCCUCGGCAAGCUGCGCGAGCAGACGGCAGCACAGCAGUCCGAGCCGGCAGCGCCCAAGGGCAAGGGCAAGCGCGCAGCCGGGCGUGGCGGACGCAGUGCCGCUGCGAAGAAGACACGCGGCGAUGGCGCCGUAGCACCAGCUGAGGACGGCACGGCGGAGCAGGAGGACACGGAGAUGGCCGACGGCGAGCAGGCAGACGGCGCAGCAGCACCACGGCCGGCCGGCGACGACGCACGCAUCCAGGCCGUGUUCAGCGUGCUGGACCCCGCCGAGCUGCAGUUCCCGCACAUGCCGGACCGGAAAGAGACGGAGCAGUUCCUGCUGCAGGCGCGCAAGAAGGCGCUGCGGGAACAGUACAUCGGCUAG